This is a messenger RNA of Cylicocyclus nassatus, 588 nucleotides long. The record is from the annotation of a GenBank genome assembly. Lineage: Eukaryota; Metazoa; Nematoda; Chromadorea; Rhabditida; Strongylidae.
AUGUACUGUUACAAGCCUAACAGUGAGUAUUAUGACUACGCAGCAAAAGCUGUGCAAAAUUUGCUGCAUCGUGACCUGGACGAAAUGGCAUUUUAUUGCGUGUUUACUCAUGACGUGGUCGACGGUGAAUUCAGGCUUUAUUGGAGGCCAACAUUGGGUUUAUCUAUGGUUCUGUUCAUGAUGUUCACAACUUUCACCGUUAUGGUGUUUUUAGGCAUAAGGAUUGCUAAAGUUUUGCAGAAAAAGGGAUUGAGUAAAAAAACGAUAGAGCUUCAAAAGCAAUUGCUUACAGCAUUAGCAGUUCAGGCAUUUAUUCCCUUCAUACUAACAUACAUUCCACGAACUCUAUUGCUUAUUCUGCCAAUUAUGGGCGUACGUCUACCAAGCAUUGCGAAAUUUUUACCUUUGGUCUUGACGGUUUCCAUGACCGUAUUUGAUCCAGUUGCUAUAAUUUUGUGCAUCACCGACUACAGACGCACUGUGCUGCGAUUAUUCAACAAGCCCAAGGUGUCCUCCGUGGUCGUGGUAAGAACCACAACAGUGAGCAGUCCUGUUCAACAAAGCAGUGUUACUCGUGGUGUACGCUGA